Molecule: messenger RNA, 495 nt
Organism: Cladocopium goreaui
Lineage: Eukaryota; Dinophyceae; Suessiales; Symbiodiniaceae
Source: the annotation of a GenBank genome assembly
AUGGCAGAUUUGGAUGCAAAGGCCACAACUUUGGUGCUGAGGAGCACAAGCAAGCUGACCUACGAUGGAGUUCUGCUGAUGCUGUCAAAGAUUUGCCAAGGACCGUUCUACAAUUACGUCUACCUGCCUUGGCCGAAGCUCGCUGUGGUGAAUUUCACUAGUCCUGAAGUAUGUCGCGCGGCCUGUCGCAUCAUGACAAUCCUGUCGAAGAUGGAAACAUCUGGAAUUCGCUACGUGAAACAGGCGGCGAUUCAAGGCUUGGCGGAAAAUCUCAGCAUCUUCUUGGCAAAGUCUGGAUAUCAGUCCAUGAUGGAUCCAGGAGCACCCCGUGUUUUCACCAAGAAUGGCACACCUUUGCCGUUGAGCUUGGCAGCCAACAUCUACUCCCAGGCAGUCCCUGUGCAGCUGCAGUUAGAGCCUUACGUGAGCAAUGCCUCUGAAAGGUAUGGGACCCUCUUGUCAAGUCGGGUGGCAAGGGGGGUCUUCUUCUUGUAG